Messenger RNA from Pipistrellus kuhlii (Kuhl's pipistrelle), 1422 nucleotides. It is a transcript of the gene TAMM41, whose product is annotated as TAM41 mitochondrial translocator assembly and maintenance homolog. The record is from RefSeq and is a predicted model, not a curated record. Gene Ontology annotation, molecular function: phosphatidate cytidylyltransferase activity. Gene Ontology annotation, biological process: cardiolipin biosynthetic process; CDP-diacylglycerol biosynthetic process. Gene Ontology annotation, cellular component: mitochondrion. NCBI's taxonomy places the organism in Eukaryota, Metazoa, Chordata, Mammalia, Chiroptera, Vespertilionidae. Bases 191 to 1207 code for a protein of 338 amino acids. The transcript is spliced from 8 exons.
GCCGCUCGCCGGGGCCACCGGCACCCUGGUCCUUGCCUGUCCCUCCUGCUCGUGUCUCCGGCGCCAGAAUUCCCGCGCUCAGGCCGGGCCCCCGUCUUCCAUCUCCCCGCCCUUUACCCCCUGCCGGGUAUCGGUCCGCCGCCCUCGGCCGGGCUGCGCCGAGGGUGCUGGCCUCCCUCCGCCGCGGCCCAUGGCGCUGCAGGCGCUGCCGAGCUCGUGGGUGGCCUUCCGCAAGAUCCUGUCUCACUUCCCCGGGGAGCUGAGCCUGGCGUUCGCCUAUGGCUCUGGGGUGUUCCGCCAGGCGGGGCCCAGCUCCGACCAGAAGACAGCCAUGCUGGACUUUGUGUUCACAGUAGAUGACCCUUUUGCAUGGCAUUCAAAGAACCUAAAGAAAAAUUGGAGCCAUUACUCUUUCCUAAAAGUUUUGGGGCCCAAGGUUAUCACCACUAUCCAGAAUAACUAUGGCGCUGGAGUUUACUACAAUCCGUUGAUCAUGUGUGAUGAUCGGCUUAUCAAAUAUGGGGUUAUAAGCACUAAUAAUUUGAUCGAAGAUCUCCUCUACUGGAAUAACUUAUACAUUGCUGGACGACUCCAAAAACCAGUGAAAAUCAUAACAAUGAAUGAGAAUGCCACUCUUAGGGCAGCCCUAGAUAAAAAUCUGAGGAGUGCUGUGACUGCUGCUUUCCUCAUGCUUCCCGAAAGCUUUUCUGAAGAAGACCUCUUUAUAAUGAUUGCUGGACUCUCCUAUUCAGGCGACCUUCGGAUGGUGGUUGGAGAGAAUAAGACAAAAGUGAUGGAUAUUGUAAAGCCCAACAUAGCCUACUUUCGUGAGCUGUAUGGCCACAUACUACAGGAUAAUCCCCAAGUGGUGUAUAAAACCCAGCAAAGCAGACUGGAGAUAGAUAAAAGCCCAGAAGGACAGUUCACUCAGCUGUUGGCAUUGCCCAAAACCUUACAGCAAGGAAUACAUAAUAUUAUGGAUCCUCCUGGAAAAAACAGAGACGUGGAAGAAACUCUUUUCAAACUUGCUUAUGACCCUGACUGUGGAGAAGUCGUGCAUCUAGGGCUUUCAGCGAUUGUGAGACCUUCGAGCCUGAGACAGAGCACCAAAGGCAUUUUCACUGCCGGUGCUGAGGGUCAAACAAUAAUACCGAUAUGGCCAUGCCGAGCAGCACACCCUGCAGGCUCUCAUGCGGUAGCAAAAUGACUGCCACGAGCUCAAGUCUCACACUCUCCAUCAUCUAUCACACCGUUUAGAUGACCCAUGUGAUAGCUCCCACAGGAGAGAAAGCUUGCAAAAAUGUCAUUUUCUGUUUCUUUCUUUCUCUUAUCACUUUGUUGCUGCAUGUAAAAGUACAAAACACAUAAAUAACAUUAUCAUGAGACAUUCUAAUUUCUUUGAGGCUGAAGAGUGGGAUUCUA